Molecule: messenger RNA, 18957 nt
Organism: Coregonus sp. 'balchen'
Lineage: Eukaryota; Metazoa; Chordata; Actinopteri; Salmoniformes; Salmonidae
Source: the annotation of a GenBank genome assembly
AUGACAUGUAGAGUAUAUCAUAUAGAAUAUAAUAAUAUUAUAUUAUUAUUAAAUUAGCACAACAUGAAAUUAAAAGGCUUCUACUUUAUCUACCACUUCCCCAGCAUCAAAAUUGCUCUCCCUCUUUCUCUCAGACCACAUCUGAGCAGUUGGAGGGAGGGAUUUGAUUUGACUAAUUAGGAUCGCCAUUAGCCAACGGCAAUGGCGACAGCUAGUCUUACUGGGGUCCGACACAAAACGAAAAAGACAUUACAGACAAAAUACUUUACAAUUUACAUACAUUUAAAAACAUUAACAUGUAGUGUGUGUGUGUGCAUCUAUCAGUUACACAUACAUGUCAGUAUAUACACACAACUAGUAGGUCACAUGGGGGAGAGGCGUUGUGCCGUGAGGUGUUGCUUUAUUUGUUUUUUGAAUCCAGGUUUGCUGUUCACUUGCGGUAUACAGUACCACUCAAAAGUUUGGAUACACCUACUCAUUUUUCUUUAUUUCUACUAUUUUCUACAUUGUAGAAUAAUAGUGUCUCCUAAUGUCUCCUGAGUGGCGCAGUGGUCUAAGGCACUGCAUCGCAGUACUAAUCUGUGCCACUAGAGAUCCUGGUUCGAAUCCAGGCUCUGUCGCAGCCGGCCACGACCGGGAGACUCAUGGGCGGCGCACAAUUGGUCCAGGGUAGGGGAGGGAAUGGCCGGCAGGGAUGUAGCUCAGUUGAUAGAGCAUGGCGUUUGCAACGCCAGGGUUGUGGGUUCAAUUCCCAUGGGGGGCCAGUAUAUAAAAAAAAAGUUUAUUCACUAACUGUAAGUCGCUCUGGAUAAGAGCGUCUGCUAAAUGAUGUAAAUGUAGUGAAGAUAUCAAAACUAUGAAAUAACACAUAUGGAAUCAUGUAGUAACCAAAAACGUGUUAAACGAAUCAAAAUAUAUUUUAGGUUCUUCAAAGUAGCCACCCUUUGCCUUGAUGACAGCUUUUCACACUAUUGGCAUUCUCUCAACCAGCUUCAUGAGGAAUGAUUUUCCAACAGUCUUGAAGGAGUUCCCACAUACGCUGAGCACUUCUGAAAUACAUUUUCUUUAUAUCAUCAUGUUUCUUUAGACCUAACUAAAAUAAAUAAUGGAUUUAUUGUGAUGGUGUAUAUUAAAUAGAUUUAUUAUACUUUUUAAAAUGUAGAUGUAUCCGUGGAGGCCUGGAGAUGCUAAACCUGUUUAUGUUAAUUAAAGGUCAAUUACCAAGAGACCGGCACUCUUUUGCAUGACAUUAACCGGCUGACAAAAUGUAAUUACCGCCACAGCCCCACCUGACUCUAUUGCCACUCCUAUCUGUCAUAUCUUUAAUCUGGGCCUAGAAGAAAGUAUUUGUCCUCAGUCCUGGUGUGAAGCCAAAGUCAUCCCGCUACCCAAGAGUGGUAACGUGGUCUUUACUGGUUCUAACAGCAGACCUAUCAGCUUGUUGCCAACUCUUAGCAAAGUGUUGGAAAAAUACAAUGCUAUUUCUCUGUAAACAAAUUAACAAGACUUUCAGCAUGCUUAACAUGUACUGCACUGACACAAAUGGCUGAUAAUUGGUUGAAAUAAAUUGAUAAUAAGACGAUUGUGGAAGCUGUACUGUUAGAUUUUAGUGCAGUCUUUGAUAUUAUUGACCAUAACCUGUUGUUAUGUCUUAUGGCUUUUCAACCUCUGCCAUAUCAUGGAUUCAGAGCUAUCUGUCUAAUAGAACUCAGAGGGUUUUCUUAAAUGGAAACUUCUGUAAUGUCAAACAUGUCAAGUGUGGUGUACCACAGGGCAGCUCUCUAGGCCCUCCUCUUUUCUAUUUUUACCAAUGACCUGCCACUGGCAUUCAACAAAGCAUGAGUGUCCAUGUAUACUGAUGUUUCAACCAUAUAUGCAUCAGCAACCACAGCUAAUGAAACCCUUAACAAUGAGUUGCAGUCUGUUUUGGAAUGGGUGGCCAGUAAUAAACUGGUCCUGAACAUCUCUAAAACUAAGAGCAUUGUAUUUGGUACAAAUCAUUCCCUAAGUUCUAGACCUCAGCUGAAUCUGGUAAUGAAUGGUGUGGCUGUUGAACAAGUUGAGGAGACUAAAUUACUUGGUGUUACCUUAGAUUGUAAACUGUCAUGGUCAAAACAUAUAGAUUCAAUGGUUAUAAAGAUGGGGAGAGGUCUGUCCGUAUUAAAGAGAUGCUCUGCUUUUUUGGCACCACACUCCACAAAGCAAGUCCAGCAGGCUCUAGUUUGAUCUUAUCUUGAUUAUUGUCCAGUCAUAUGGUCAAGAACUGCAAAGAAAGACCUAGUUAAGCUGCAGCUGGCCCAGCACGUCUUGCUCUUCAUUGUAAUCAGAGGGCUAAUAUUAAUACUAUGCAUGCCAGUCUCUCUUGGCUAAGAGUUGAGGAAAGACUGACUGCAUCACUUCUUGUUUUAUAAGAAACAUGAAGUUUUGGAAAUUCCAAAUUGUUUGCAUAGUCAACUUACACACACACAUCCCCCACCAGACAUGCCACCAGGGGUCUUUUCACUGUCCCCAGGUCCAGAACAAAUUCAAGGAAACAUACAGUAUUAUACAGAGCCAUGAGUGCAUGGAACGCCCUUCCAUCUUAUACAGUACCAGUCAAAGGUUUGGACACACCUACUGAUUUAUAUUUAUCUUUACUAUUUUCAACAUUGUAGAAUAAUAGUGAAUACAUCAAAACUAUGAAAUAACACAUAUGGAAUCAUAUAGUAACCAAAAACGUGUUAAACAAAUCAAAACAUAUUUUACAUUUGAGAUUCUUCAAAGUAGCCACCCUUUGCCUUGAUGACAUCUUUGCACACUCUUGUCAUUCUCUCAACCAGCUUCAUGAGGUAGUCACCUGGAAUGCAUUUCAAUUAACAGGUGUGCCUUGUUAAUUAUUGAUCUUGGCUUCAUAAUACAGUCUCUUAUUAUUUUUGUUGAGUUUAGUCACAUAAUUUCUCAAUUUGCAGUAAGUCAGCCAGUCAGAUGUGCAGCCAGUCUUAUUAGCCAGUCCUUUUGCCCCAUCUCUUUCAACCAUACAGUUUUUCAAUUCCUCAUCAAUCCAUGAAGCCUUAACAGUUCUAACAGUCAGUUUUUUAACAGGUGCAUGUUCAUCAAUAAUUGGAAGAAGCAAUUUCAUAAAUGUAUCAAAUGCAGUGUCUGGAUGCUACUUAUUAAUCAUAUCAGACCAACACAUAUUUUUAACAUCAUCCACAGCUAAAUCUUUUGUAUGAUCUCUUAUACAUUAUUUUAGGCCCAGCUUUUGGAACUUUGGCUUUCCUGGAUAUACCCACUAUAUUGUGCUCACUGCAUCCAAUGGGUACGAAUACAGCUUUAACAUUUAACAGACACUCUUAUCCAGAGCGACUUACAGUUAGUGAGUGCAUACAUUUUCAUACUGGCCCCCCAUGGGAAUCGAACCCACAACCCUGGCGUUGCAAACGCCAUGCUCUACCAACUGAGCUACACGGGACUAGAACAAAGUUCAACAGUAUUAGUAAAAAUGGGAUCAUUAUUGGGGUAAUUAUUGGAAACACUUCACAUAUUGAUUCCUGCUUUCUCACUCUCUUCCCCCACUGAGUGAUGGUCACAAUCUGACAAAUGCAGGAUGUUUCAUUCAGAAAAAGAUAAUGUAUUAUUUUUAACAUCGCAACUGAUAUCUGUCAGUACAUGGUCUGUGUACACAGUGAUCCUAUUUUCCUAAAGGCCAUUCUACAUUGGGGGACUGGUGAUGAUUCAACAUGGUGUUUGAGUGCCUGACGCUGAGGACUCUGUCAGGUCUCUUCGGACAGUUCAUGACAUCGUUGAGUGACACUGCUCUUCCUCUCCCUACAGACGCACUACGGGGACGGGGAGUACAUCAUCAGACAGGGAGCCAGAGGGGACACCUUCUUCAUCAUCAGCAAGGGGAAGGUGACCAACCUUUUUAUAAUAGAGGCGCGUGUAUUAAUGGUAGAGGUGCAAGGCGUCUGUGGGGCUAGCCAAGGCUUGUCUACUAUGGUGAUUACGGUAGAGGUUAGUUCAAUGUCAGAAAGAGGUGAUCUCAUCUUCAUGAGAGUAUAUACUCUAUUUGUGAUGGAACUCCCUGCUGUUAAAUCGUAAUUUUAAAACAUAGGCUUACUGGUCUAGCGGCCUUUCCUCUGCCACAGGUUUUUUUUUGGAAGGAGACUCCAAUAUUAGAGCAAUUAAUGACUGCUGAUCCCUUUCCUUACAGGUGAACGUCACCAGGGAGGAUUCUUCCAAUGAUAUGCCUGUGUACCUGCGAGGCCUGGGCAAAGGAGACUGGUUUGGGGAGAAAGCUCUGCAGGGGUAAGUUGGUUAGUCUUGUCUGUGGAAAGGUCCAUAAUAUAAAGAUUUGCAAGACUGAAUGAGAAACGACUUCUUUCUAAUCACCUUCAAUACAAUAGUAUGAAAGUCAGUGGAAUAUGUAAAAUUAUAGUAUAAAACACCAAGAUCACCUCACCAGGACUGAGAGGAAGGUAGAGAGUAAAAGAGAGAGGGUGAUAGAGGGAGAUAGAGAGUGAUAGAGGGUUAUAGAGGGAGAUAGAGAGAGAUAGAGGGGGAUAGAGGGUUAUAGAGGGAGAUAGAGGGUGAUAGAUGGUGAUAGAGGGAGAUAGAGGGAGAUAGAGGGUGAUAGAGGGAGAUAGAGGGUGAUAGAUGGUGAUAGAGGGAGAUAGAGGGAGAUAGAGGGUGAUAGAUGGUGAUAGAGGGAGAUAGAGGGUGAUAGAUGGAGAUUGAGGGUGAUCCAGGGUGAUACAGGGAGAUAGAGGGUGAUAGAGGGGGAUAGAGAGAGAUAGAGGGUGAUAGAGGGAGAUGGAGGGUGAUUAGCUCAUUGGUCACCAUAGCAACACCCACCCAUAGUAUGCGCUCCAGCAGGUAUAUCUCACUGGUCAUCCCCAAAGCCAACACCUCCUUUGGCCGCCAUUCCUUCCAGUUCUCUGCUGCCAAUGACUGGAACGAAUUUGAAAAAUCUCUGAAGCUGGAGACUCUUAUCUCCCUCACUAACUUUAAGCAUCAGUUGUCAGAGCACCUUACCGAUCACUGCACCUGUACACAGCCCAUCUGAAAUUAGCCCACCCAACUACCUCAUCCCCAUAUUGUUAUUUAUUUUGCUCAUUUGCACCCCAGUAUCUCUAUUUGCACAUCAUCUCUUGCACAUCUAUCAUUCCAGUGUUAAUACUAGUUGUAAUUAUUUUGCACUAUAGCCUAUUUAUUGCCUUCCUCCAUAACUACAUUUGCACACACUGUAUAUAUAUUUUCUGUUGUAUUUUUGACUUUAUGUUUUGUUUUACCGCAUAUGUAACUCUGUGUUGUAGUUUUUAUCGCACUGCUUUGCUUUAUCUUGGCCAGGUCACAGUUGUAAAUGAGAACUUGUUUUCAACUGGCUUACCUGGUUAAAUGAAGGUGAAAUCAAAAUAAAUAAAUAGAGGGUGAUAGAGGGAGAUGGAGGGAGCUGGAGGGUGAUAGAGUGUGAUAGAGGGUGAUAGAGGGAGAUGGAGGGAGAUGGAGGGUGAUAGAGGGUGAUAGAGGGAGAUGGAAGGUGAUAGAGGGAGAUAGAGAGAUCUAGAGGGUGAUAAAGGGUGAUACAGGGAGAUAGAGGGAGAUAGAUGUGAUUAGAUGGUGAUAGAGAUAGAUCGAGGGUGAUGAUGUAGAUUUGGAGGGUGAUCCAGGUGAAUACCUGAGAUAGAGGUUGAUAAGUGAUUAUAGGCGAUGGAGGAGGCUGGAGGGUGAUAGAGUGUGAUAGAGGAGAGGAAUUUGAUAAGGAAUAGAGAGAGCUAGAGGGUGAAAAAGGGUAUCCAGGGGGGAAAUAGGGGCGUUUAAGGGGGUGAAAAGGGGGUUUGGUUUAGAGAGAGAUGGGAGGGUGAUAGAGGGAAUUGAAGGUGUUUCCGGGGUUUGUUAAAAGGAGAUAGGGGUGAAAAGGGUGAUAGGGGGAAAUUUUAGGGACUGGGGGUGAUAGAGGGGUGUAGGGGGGAUGAGGCAAUAGAGGAAAGAUGGAGGGGGGGAUUUAGGGGUGAUAGAGGGUGAUAUAGGGAGUUUGGAGGGUGAAAAGGGGAAAAAUAGAGGGUUUUUUUGGGUAAUAGAGGGUGUUUAGGGGGUUUAGGGGAAUUGGGGUUGUUACCCUUGAUAGAGAGGGGUUUGGAGGGUGAUAAAAAAGGGUGAUAGGGGGGUGAAAAGAUGGGGUCGGGGGUGAUAGAGGGAGAUAUAAGCGAUGGGGGGGAAGAUAGAGAGAGAGAGGGUAUCCAGGGGGGAAAAGGGGGAAAAUAAAAGGGUUGUAAGGGGAUAAAGGGAGAGGGAGGGAGCUGGGGGGUUGAUAGAGGGUGUUUAGAGGGAAAAAGGGCAGAUGGGGGGGGAAAAGGGGGAAAAGGUGAUAGGGGAGUAAAAGAGAGCUAGGGGGGAAAAAAAGGGUUUGGGGGAGAGGGGGGUGAUAGAGGGGGAAGGGGGAGAUAGAGGGGGCAGAUAGUGAUUGGGGAUAGAGGGGAAAUAGAGAGAGAUAGAGUGUGUUUGGGGAGAAGGAGGGUUAAAGAGAGUGAUGAGGGUGUUUAGGGGGAGAUGGAGGGGAUAGAGGGUAUAAAAGGGGAUGGAGGGAUUUUUGGGGUGAUAGAGGGUGAUGGAGGGUGUGAGAGAGAAAAUGGGGGGGGAUAGGGGUUUUAAAGGGGGGGUAGGGGGUGAAUAGGGGUUUAUGAGGAGAUGGGGGAGCUGGGGGGUAAAUAGAGGGGGAUAGGGGAGUGGGGGAGUGGGGGGUGAUGGGUUUAUAGAGAGUGAAGAGGGGGGGAUAGGGGUGAAAAGGGGGAAAGGGGGGGGGAGCGGGGGGGGUGAAAAAUUGUUAUAGGGGAGUAAGAGGGUAUGGAGGGAGAGAAAACGGGGUGAAAAGGGUAAAGAGAGUAAAAGGGGAGAUGGGGGGGGGGAUGGGGGAAAUAGGGUAUAGAGGGAGAUGAGGGGGGAAAUAGAGUGUGUUUUGGGGGAGAUAAGGGUGAUAGGGGGGAAUGGGGGGUGUAGGGGGAGAUAGGGGGUUGAUGGGGGGGAAGGAUAAGGGGGGGUGGGAGGGGGGGAGGGUUUAAAAGGGGGUAGGGGGGGGAAUAAAAGAUAGGGGGUUUUAAAAGGGGGAUAGAGGGAGAGAGGAGGGGAUAGAGGGUAUAGGGGAGAUGGGGGGGAGGGAAGGUGUAGAGGGAGAUAAAAAUCGGGGGGGUUUAUAAAUGGGUGAAGGGGAGAUAGGGGAGAUAGGGGUGAUGAGGGUGAUGGGAAAGGAUAGAGGGUGAUGGGGGAAAAGGGGGGUUAAAGAGGGGGGUAGGGGGUGAUGGGGAAUCGGGGAAUGGGAAGAAUAGAGGGUGAUAGGGGAGAUUGAGGGGACCCCGGGUGUUUAACGGAAAAAGGGGGUUUAAAAAGGGUUGGAAAAGAGGGAGUAGGGGGUAAAUAGAGUGUGAAGGGGAGAUAGGGGUGAAAAGGGGGGAAAAUAGGGGGUGAUGGGGGAGAAGAGGGUGAGGGGGGAGAUUACAGGGUGUGGAGGGGGAUGGGGGGGGGAAAAGGGGGGGUUAUAGGGGGAAAGAGAGGAUGAAUGUUAAAAAAAAAGGGGGUUGGGGGGAAGGGGAAAAAGAUAAAAGGGUUUAUAGAGGGAGGGGGGAGGGAGAUGGAAGGUAUAGGGGGAGAAAAGGAGAGGAUAGGGUGAAAAAGGGGUGUUAUAGGGGGAGAAAAAAUAGAGGGUUAUAGGGGGUUGAUGGAAAAAAUAGGGGGGGAAGGGAGGGAAUGGGGGGUUAAAAAGGGUGAAAGGGGGGGGUUGAUAGGGAGAAAAGAGGGUGAUAGAGAAGAUAAGGGUGAUAGAGGGAGAUUGGGGGUUGACCCCAGGGUGUACACAAAUUUAAAAGGGGGGAAAAAGGGGUUAUAGGGGGAAAUGGAGGGACUGGGGGGGGAUGAGUGGUUUAAGGGUGAUAAGAGGCAAAAGGGGCGAGGGGGGGUGGAAAAGAGGGGGGUGGGUUUUUAUAUAGGGGGGUUUGGAAGGGUGUGGGGGAUAUAGGGGGUUUAUAUUGGGGAUAGGGGUUAUAGAGGGGAGAAAAGGAGAGUUUAAAAGUUUUUGAUGAGGGUGAUGAGGGUUUGGGGGUGAAAAAGGGUUAAAGGGGGUUGUUUAAUGGUGAUCAAAGGGUGAUAGGGGAGAUAUAAGCGAUCUAGGGGGGUUUAGAGAGAGUUUUAAAUUUUGGUGAUCCGGGUAUACGGGGAGAUAGGGGGUUGAAAAGGGGUUGUAGAGGGAGUUUGGAGGGAGUGGAGGGUGAUGGGGGUGAUAAGGGAGAUAAAAGGCCCAAAUGGAGGGUGUUAGGGGGGAGAUAGAAGGUAAAAGGGGGAGGGAAUAGAGGAGUAGGGGGUUUGAAAAGGGGUUGGGGGAAAGGAAAAUGGGGGUGAUAGAGGGGAUAGAGGGAGAUAGAAGGAGGCAAUGUGAAGGGGGAGAUGGGGGUUUGUUAGAGAAGUUAGAGUUGAGGGAAAGGGAAAAGGGGGGGAAAGAGAGUGAUGGGGUUUGAUGAGGAGAUGGGGGGGUUGAUAGGGGGUUUGUUUAGAGGGAAGAGGAAGGGGGGAAAAGGGGGUGUUUAUGAUUGGGGGUGAUAAGAGAAAAAAGGGGGUGGGUUUUUGGGAUAGGGGGGGGAAUGGGAGGGUGAAGAGUUGAUAGAGAGAGAUGGAGGGACGGGAGGGGGGAAAAGGGGUGGGAUAAGGGAUGGGGGAGCGGGGGGGUGAUAGAUGGUUAUAGAGAGUGAUAGAGGUGAUAGAGGGUGAUAGAGGGAGAUGGAGGGAGCUGGAGGGUGAUAUAGUGUGAUAGAGGGAGAUAGAGGGUGAUGGAGGGAGAUACAGGGUGAAAGAGGGUGAUAGAGAGUGAAAGAGGGAGAUGGUGGGUGAUAGAGGGAGAUAGAGGGUAUGGAGUGUGAUAGAGGGAGAUAGAGGGUGAUAGAGGGAGAUAGAGGGUGAUAGAGUGUGAUAGAGGGAGAUAGAGGGUGAUAGAGGGAGAUAGAGGGUGAUAGAGGGAGAUAGAGGGUGAUGGAGGGAGAUACAGGGUGAUGGAGGGGGAUGGAGGGUGAAAGAGGGUGAUAGGGGGAGAUAGAGAGAGAUAGAGGGUUAUAGAGGGGGAUAGAGGGAGAGAGAGAGAUAGAGGGUGAUAGAGGGAGAUGGAGGGUGAUAGAGGGAGAAAUAGGGUGAUAGAGGGACAUGGAGGGUGAUAGAGGGUGAUAGAGGGAGAUGGAGGGAGCUGGAGGGUGAUAGAGUGUGAUAGAGGGAUAUGGAGGGAGAUAGAGGGUGAUGGAGGGAGGUGGAGUGUGAUAGAGGGUGAUCGAGGGAGAUAGAAGGUGAUAGAGGGAGAUAGAGAGAGAUAGAGGGUGAUAAAGGGUGAUGGAGGGAGAUGGAGGGUGAUAGAGGGUGAUAGAGAGAGAUGGAGGGUGGUAGAGGGUGAUAGAGAGAGAUAGAGGGUGAUGGAGGGUGAUAGAGGGGGAUAGAGUGGGAUAGAGAGAUAUAGAGGGUGAUAGAGGGAGAUAGAGGGUGCUAGACGGUGAUAGAGAGAGAUAGAGGGUGAUGGAGGGUGAAAGAGGAUGAUAGAGGGUGAUAGAAGGAGUUAGAGGGAGAUAGAGAGAGAUAGAGGGUGAUAGAGGGGGAUAGAGUGGGAUAGAGAGAUAUAGAGGGUGAUAGAGGGAGAUAGAUGGUGAUAGAGGAAGAAAGAGGGUGAUAGAGGGAGAUGGAGGGUGAUAGAGGGUGAUAGAGUUAGAUAGAGUGAGACAGAGGGAGAUGGAGGGUGAUAGAGGGUGAUAGAGGGAGAUUGAGGGUGAUAGGGGAUAUAGAGGGAGAUAGAGGGAGAUAGAGGGUGAUAGAGGGAGAUAGAGAGUGAUGGGGGGUGAUAGAGGGAGAUGAUGGAAAGGCGCUCUCUAUAGGCCAUCUCACUGUGUGAUUGAAGAGCCCCACCUUGUCAGAUCAGUCAGAUCUCUCAGUUCCCUCUCAUCACGUCAUACCACUUAAAGGCAAAGUCAACCUAAAGUUCAGCUGUUCACAUAUUCCAAUUCCUCCCGCUGCUGUAUGUUGUUGACCUGGUAGAGACCAUGGAGAGAGGCACUAUUGCGGAAGAAGAUUGUAUUUUGGAAGAGAGAUUGUGUGGUGGAAGAGAGGUUGUGUCGUGGAAGAGAGGUUGGGUCGUGUAAGAGAGGUUGUGUCGUGGAAGAGAGGUUGUAUCGUGAAGAGAGGUUCUAUUUUAGAAGAGAGGUUGUAUCGUGGAAGAGAGGUUCUAUUUUAGAAGAGAGGUUGUAUCGUGGAAGAGAGGUUGUGUUGUGGAAGAGAGGUUGUAUCGUGAAGAGAGGUUCUAUUUUAAAAGAGAGGUUGUAUCGUGGAAGAGAGGUUGUGUCAUGGAAGAGAGGUUGUGCCGUGGAAGAGAGGUUGUAUCGUGAAGAGAGGUUGUAUUUUAAAAGAGAGGUUGUAUCGUGUAAGAGAGGUUCUAUUUUAAAAGAGAGGUUGUAUCGUGGAAGAGAGGUUGUGUUGUGGAAGAGAGGUUGUGUCGUGGAAGAGAGGUUGUGUCGUGGAAGAGAGGUUGUAUCGUGAAGAGAGGUUGUAUUUUAGAAGAGAGGUUGUAUCGUGGAAGAGAGGUUGUGUUGUGGAAGAGAGGUUGUAUCAAAAAAGUCAGGUCAGUAGAUCAAGUGGGGUGUAUUAUGAAGUACUGCAUUACAGUGUAAAGUUAUACAAGCAGACCUACAUUAUGUGCAGUACAGUACAGAUGAAUGAUAAAAGUAAAUGUGACAGAAUUCUUUUUUGCUGCGAAUCGGCUCCAAUUAUAUUAAUACUCUUUUUUUUUAAUGGUUUCAUCUCACUGUGUUAACCUAACAAAAGCUCUUUCCUUGACAUGACAGCUACCUGAAGUUCAGCCAUUCUUCUCUGUCCUGGUAUAGCUGUGGAACAAUGUUAUUCAGGUCAUUGGUCCUGAGUUGUAGAAAGCAGCAGCUAUCACAAUGACUGGCACAGUCAAUCAAUGAAGACCUGGGGCUCGCUCUUUCACUCAGCCAGACAGACAGUCUUUGAGUCAGUGUGGUGUGAGGAGAGUUAAAUAGCAGGGAUACCUAUAUGAUGGGUUACAGGUUGCCACGACAGCUGAAGGAGUGUUAUUGAUUCCUGGAGUCGUGAGGCCCAGUGGGGAGAGAAGUGGCGGCAGGUAGCUUAGUGGUUAAGAGCAUUGUGCCAGUAACCGAAAGGUCGCUGGUUCUAAUCCCCGAGCCGACUAGGUGAAAAAUAUGUCGAUGUGCCCUUGAGCAAGGCACUUAACCCUAAUUGCUCCUGUAAGUCGCGCUGGAUAAGAGCGUCUGCUAAAUGACUAAAAUGUAAAGUGUUAACAAAGGAAGUAGUCAGGGUUAAGGCAGGUGAAGUUGUCUGUAUUAGAGAGGAGAUGGACUGGACUGGAAGCUCUCACAGGCAUGACGGAAGGUUAAGCAUUGUUCGCCUCAGGCCAGUAGAAAGUGAACGGUGAGGUUUAGAAAAGCUCACCUCUCGACUUUUAAUCAUCUCCUGGGAAAGAGAAGGCUCAAACUCUAACAUGAGCUGUUAACCGGAUCACUUUUGAAAAGGAUGUGUUAAUGCUGCAGCAGAAAAAGCAUUCAGAUAUUCAAUGUAGAAUAAGUACAAAAGGGAAGUAAACAAAUUCAAACCAAAUCUUUGCUUGUCACCUCAUUUGACAUUAAACUAUUUUCCUGAAAGCGAGUGCUUAGAAUGGUAUUAUUUCAUAAUCAUAAUAGCCCUGUCAUCCUAUGACGUAAAGCUGAGAGAUACUCCUUAACCACCCAUUAUAUAAUUCAGUAGUCAGUUAGGAGUCUACGAGCUCUAUUGAUUGGCUGACUGGAGGCAGUGAGAGAUAGGCACAGUGACCUGCUCCCAGCUCAGAUUAGAGGCGAGGAGACUAGAGAGGAGAGAGAGGUGACAGUAUCAGGGAGGGAUGAUUAAAUCCAGUGUCAGGCUGUGAUUGAAAGAGACAGUGCCUCCUGGUGUUCCCUCGAGCUAUGACAGCUCUCAGGUGGCUAUAUGGUGGCUUCAGUUGUGUACAGUCAAUGGGCCAGGCUAACAUUUGCAGCAGUGUGAAAAUUGCUCAAUUAUAUUUAUUUUUUGGGAUGGGGGGGCAAUAUAAAAACAUAUAUAGCCUAAAACAAUAGACAACUUAAAAUUUACAUAUUUACAUUUCAACCAACAUUCAUGACAUCACACUUGCUUAGACCCACAUGUUCCCACCGUAUCCACACCCUUCCUGCCCAUCUCACAAUAACAUUUUCUCUCAUUCCUCAUCCUUUGGAUAUCUCCAGUGCUUGUAAUACUUUAUGCUAUAUGGCUUCAAAUUGUACUAUUUUGUUUCUCUCUGUAGCUCACUUUUUUUUGUUGUUCAAUAUUUAGAUAAUAAUACAUUUGAUUCAUCCACUGUCUUCACAAUGGAGGAUAAUUUGAUUUCCAUUUUUUGAUAUCAAAAUAUAUCUCACCACACCCUCAUAUGCCAUGUCUUGAAAUAUGCAGAUAGAUGGAUUAAAAGUAAAUGUAUAUUGUAAAACUUCUGACAGCCAACUUUCUAACUCCGCCCAUAACUUUUGGAUUUCAUAGCACUCCCAGAAGGCAUGAAUCAUUGAGUCACUGUUAGUUUUACACUUAAGACAUGACUCUGCCGUUCUGCUGUAGAAUUUGUGAAUUUUGUCUCUUGUAUAAUAAAUUCUGUACAUUAGUUUAUACUGGGUUAAGUGCAUAUUUUCAUUAACUGUAAUUUCGUUAGUUAUGUUCCAACACUCACUCCAUCUUAUGCCGAUAUCAGUUAUUUUUAAGUCUUGGUUCCAAUAGUUUAUUUAGAGAUUUCAGUUGGAUAGGCUGUCUGCAAGUUUUAGUGUAUCUUACCAAUCAUAUCAUAUCCUUUUCUGACUCAAAUAGAAUUCCCUCAACAUUGCUCUGAUGUGCAAAAGAUUUCAGUUCGACAUUUUGUGAUAUAAAAGACAUUCUUUAAAAAAGUAUACUCGGCCAUAGCAGACUUUAUAUGGGGAAAUAAAACUCUUCGAAUGAAUUACGUUUUACAUGUCCCUAAAACUGAGGAUGGUUUUCACCUUCAAGUCUUGGAAUUGUAUCAACUCGCUACCCAAGGCUUUUACUUGCAAUAUAUAGUUAAAUGCACUAAAGAGGAACAAUGGGUACAUAUUGAAGAUGUGCAUGCUCAUCCCCAGAAUCUUUUCACGUGUCUGUUUUCAAAGGAUGGCGCUAAGAACAUUUACAACUCCAUAGUAAAAACACCAUAAAAAUAUGGAAGAAAAUGAAACAGAUUCUACACGAACCUGUAUCACUCCCUAAAAACACACCCCUUUGGAACAAUCCUUGGAUAGCUUUUCAGAAUUCACAGAUAAAUUGGCCACAUUGAAAACUAAAGGCAUAGAGACCAUAAAUGACUUGAUAAUAGGAAAUACAAUUAUUUCCAUAACAGAAUUAAAAAGCAAUUUUGGACUGACCAACGUAGACAUUUUCAAAUGCAUGCAAUUUAAACGUUUUAUAUAGCUUCUGUUGUUUUUCAGAAGGAAUAGUACAUAAACACUUCAACAGAACAAGCAUAGCAAAUAAAGAUAAAACCUGAAGGUGUAAACAAACAGUUUAAUAUUGUUCUACUGAAUAAUAAGACUGUUAAAUAGCCAUCACUAGCCGGCUUCCACACGGUUACGCAACCCUGCACCGUAGAGGCUGCUGCCCUAUAUACAUAGACUUGGAAUCACUGGCCACUUUAAUAAUAGAACACUAGUCACUUGAAUAAUGUUUACAUGCUGCUUUACUCAUCUCAUAUGUACAUACUGUAUUCUAUUCUACUGUAUUUCAGUCAAUGCCACUCCGGCAUUGCUCGAUCUAAUAUUUAUAUAUUUCUUAAUUCCAUUCUUUUACUUUUAGAUUUGUGUGUAUUGUUGUGACUUGUUAGAUACUACUGCACUGUUGGAGCUAGGAACACAAGCAUUUCGCUACACCCGCAAUAACAUCUGCUAAAUAUGUGUAUGUGACCAAUAAAAAUGGAUUUGAUUUGAUUUUGAUUUGAAAAAAUUUAGAUAAUACAAUUAUGAAUCUUGUUAAGGUAUAAGAAUAAGAUGUUAUGUUGUUUGUUGCCAGACUAAACACAUCAUUGACAUUUUGUUCAUAUCAUUGGAAAACGCAAUAAAUGUAUUGUAUCGCACUGGGGUUUCCUCUCCUUAGUUAAUAGCAUUACAAUUCUUGGUUCUGUUUUCCACUACAAACAAAGACAGAGAUGUCUUGUUAUACGCUGAACAUCGAAGCAGCCACAGCCCUGAACAGCUAGGACAUAACGAGCUAUGGUGGUGUAUUAGUUAAACUUUGAAAGGCGCUACAUCUCCAAAUCUGCCGCUCUCCCUUUGAUCUCUCCUCCUCUCCUUUGCCUUAAUUAGCACACAGUCUUCUCCAUUAAUACUGUGUUUAGCAAAUCAAUCAGUGCUUAAAAAAAGGGGCCGUGCUGUUUACCCAAGACGCUGACAUUGAUCUUUAGCGAUAUGUGCUAGAGCUGCUUUGGGGGAGGAGGUGAGUGAGUCGUGAAGAGUUGACUACAGACAGGACAGCACAAUAAUCCUUGUGGUUAAAGGGUUUUGAGUGGAUUACUGGCUUUGAUGUGGAGGAGGUUGUAUGCUAAGUGGACUUUCAUAUCUGUUUUAAACAAAACACCUUGUCCCUCACAUUAAGGCUAAUUAUUGGCUAUAAGGGAGGUGUCAGGAGUCCUCUCUCUCUCUCUCAAACACACAGGAUGCACACACACACACAAACACACACACACACACACAGAAACACACACACACACACACAAACACACACACAGAAACACACACAGACUUCUUUCUUUUUCCCUCUCAGCCACACAUGGGUACACAUACAGUACCUGCCGGAACUUUGCCCAAGGAUGCUUAGGACCAAUCAGUACUCAAUUCAUCGUCAGAGCCUUCCAGCUGCUGAGCCUAAGUGAGCAGGAUGAUGAGUGAAUGUCUAAUUUCGCCGGAGUUAGUUUGGCAGUUGGUAUGAGCAGCCUGACCAGCUCUAUGCUACUUUACAAAGCCUUUGUUUUUCCUGGCAUCUCGCCUAAUCUGUGGACUUUCUUGGCUGGGUGGUGAUAAACUGAGGCCUUAAAUGCCUAUGGCAUUUAUAUUUCCCCCUAGUCUUUGUUAUGUGCACACAUUUCCAGUGAGAUUGACAAGCAUAACCUUUCCUCCAGGCUGCUCUCUCUCUGGUUGUUGAUUGGUGUCGGUGAAGGCAUGGUCUACUAAGACUAAAAUUGAUCUCUGGAGCAUGGACAGGCUAUGGCUGAUCGAGAGCAUAGAGAUCGCUCUCGCUCUCUAGAUGAGAGCGAGGAGAGAGAGCGGAGGAGAGAGAGAGAGAGAGAGAGCGAGAGGGGAGAGAGAGAGACGGGGGGAGAGAGGAUGUGGCGGGAUCUCGAUUCUCAUCUGCUUACUAUAGAUUUCUUUCUCUUUGGCUUCUCUCUCUAUCUCUCUACUCAUGCUCUAUCUCUCUCUCUAUCUUAUCUCCUCUCUCUCUCUCUCUCUCUCUCUCUUCUCUCUCUUCUCCUCUCUCUCUCUCUCUCUCUCUCUCGCUCCCUGUCUCUGUCUCUAUCUCUAUAUAUAGUAGCAGUCAAAAGUUUGGACACACCUACUCUUUCAAGGGUUUUUCUUUAUUUUUUACUAUUUUCUACAUUGUUGAAUAAUAGUGAAGAUAUCAAAACUAUGAAAUAACACAUAUGGAAUCAUGUAGUAACAAAAAGAGUGUUAAACAAAUCAAAAUAUAUGUUGUAUUUGAGAUUCUUCAAAUAGCCACCCUUUGCCUUGAUGACAGCUUUGCACACUCUUGGCAUUCUCUCAACCAGCUUCACCUGGAAUGCUUUUCCAACAGUCUUGAAGGAGUUCCCACAUAUGCGGAGCACUUGUUGGCUGCUUUUCCUUCACUCUGCGGUCCGGCUCAUCCCAAACCAUCUCAAUUGGGUUGAGGUCGGGGGAUUGUGGAGGCUAGGUCAUCUGAUGCAGCACUCCAUCACUCUCGUUCUUGGUUAAAUAGCCCUUACACAGCCUGGAGGUGUGUUGGGUCAUUGUCCUGUUGAAAACAAAUGAUAGUCCCACUAAGCCCAAACCAGAUAGAUGUGUGGUAGCCAUGCUGGUUAAGUGUGCCUUGAAUUCUAAAUAAAUCACAGACAGUGUCACCAGCAAAGCACCCCCACAACAUAACAUCUCCUCCUCCAUGCUUUGUGGUGGGAACUACACAUGCGGAGAUCAUCCGUUCACUCACACCAUGUCUCACAAAGACAAGGCGGUUGGAACCACAAAUCUCAAAUUUGGACUCCAGACCAAAGGACACAUUUCCACCGGUCUAAUGUCCAUUGCUCGUGUUUCUUGGCCCAAGCAGGGCCCUUCUUCUUAUUGGUGUCCUUUAGUAGUGGUUUCUUUGCAGCAAUUCGACCAUGAAGGCCUGAUUCACACAGUCCCCUCUGAACAGUUGAUGUUGAGAUGUGUCUGUGACAUUUAUUUUGGCUGCAAUUUCUGAGACUGGUAACUCUAAUGAACGUAUCCUCUGCAGCAGUGGUAACUCUGGGUCUUCCAUUCCUGUGGUGGUCCUCAUGAGAGCCAGUUUCAUCAUAGCGCUUGAUGUUUUUUGCGACUGCACUUGAAAAAACGUUCAAAGUUCUUGAAAUGUUCCGUAUUGACUGACCUUCAUGUCUUAAAGUAAUGAUGGACUGUAAUUUCUCUUUGCUUAUUUGAGCUGUUCUUGCCAUAAUAUGGACUGGUUUUGCCAUAAUAUGGACUUGGUCUUUUAACAAUUAGGGCUAUCUUCCUGUAUACCCCCCCCCCCCCCCCCCCCCCCCCCCCCCCCCCCCCACCUUGUCACAACACAACUAAUUGGCUGAAACGCAUUAAGAAGGAAAUAAAUUCCACAAAUUAACUUUUAAGAUGGCACACCUGUUAAUUGAAAUGCAUUCCAGGUGACUACCUCAUGAAGCUGGUUGAGAGAAUGCCAAGAGUGUGCAAAGCUGUCAUCAAGGCAAAGUGUGGCUAUUUGAAGAAUCUCAAAUAUAAAAUAUAUUUUGAUUUGUUUAACACUUUUCUUGGUUACUACAUGAUUCCAUAUGUGUUAUUUCAUAGUUUUGAUGUCUUCACUAUUAUUCUACAAUGUAAAAAAUAGUACAAAUAAAGAAAAACCCUUGAAUGAGUAGGUGUGUCCAAACUUUUGACUGGUAGUGUAUCUCUCUCUCUCCUCUUUCCCUGUCUAGUACCCUCCCUCGAAGUUCAUAGUAGUUAUAUAAUGUUUGGUGUGUGAUGUGUUUCUCUCUCCUUGCCCCUGCCAUAAUACAUGCUAAUUGGUUUGAAGAAUGACAUCCUAUCUCUAGAAAGCUCUCCUCUCAUUUCACUGGGAGGUAUCUGGUGAUAUAGCAACUCUACUGGAGUCUGUAGUGUACCGUAGAUGUUUCCAUCUCCCUGCCAUAAUACGUGCUAAUUGGCUUGAAGAAUGGCAUCCUGCUCCCUCGUUGGGAGGUAUCUGCUUACACAUAUCAGUUGUUUACCGAAGCAUUGAAAUGAAUGUGUAAGACUAGGUGGGUGGUCGGCUAGCAACAACUGUGAUGGAUGCUGUGUUCUGUGUAAAAUGGCCACCUCAGCCUGUAGAUUCCCAGGAUGUUCUUGUGAAAUCCAGAGAAUUGUUGCCUUGUCCAUGAGCAGGGUGGGAAUUCACAGCUGUUCUCCCUGGUCUGUCUAUUAGAGGGCUCAUAUGUUACACUGGGCUGGAUAGAUAUUCCCCUCUAAUUUUUCCCCCUCUCCGGCUCCCUCUCUCCCUCUGUCACCAGAUAGUUCUGUCAAACAAAACAUGUAAAAAUGAUCUAUAGCCAUUGAAUUCUACCGUGCGUAAUAGGGAAAUAAUGCACGAUCUAGAAUGCCCUUCAAACCAAUCAGAAACAAGUAUUCAACAAUGCCCUGGUAUAAGUAACCAUAUUGAAUUAAUGUCAAUUACAGAGAUGCCUGUCACACGUACAGAUAUGCUGUAUGCUAUUACUAGCAAGGUGUUCGUUCGGCCACCAUUCUGCUAUUUUUAGUUCGUUAUGAAAUCAUCUGGACAUCCCCCAUUCAUUGGUGUGAUAUAAGUUACAUGCAUCCACCAAUAGGAACUUAGCGUAUAGUCUUGGGAAGUGGUCUCGUGGUUAUAUUUGUCUCUUACUGAUCUCUGGCAGUUGAUGCUCAUUAGGGAUAGCCAUUUACUGGCAGUUGAUGCUCAUGAGGGAUAGCCAUUUACUGGCAGUUGAUGCUUAUUAAGGAUAGCCAUUUACUGUCAGUUGAUGCUCAUUAGGGAUAGCCAUUUACUGGUACUCUAGGCUCAGGAAAACCAACAGUAGAUAGCCUCUUCCAGCAAUGUGCUAUAGCUCUAUAGGACCAUCCCCUCUGUGUUGAUGGACAGUGUGUUAUUAACUCUUUCACCUCACUGUAAUUAUCAUGCUGCACAGCUGCUGGAUGUGACCUUUCACACGCAUCAGUUUGGAAAAGACACUCCCUCAGACUAAUAGACAGACAUCAGUUGAGCUGGUGCCAGAUUGGAGUGUGUGUGUGUGUGUGUGUGUGUGUGUGUGGGGGGGGGGGGGGGGGGGUUCACAGGUGGAUCGCAGGUAAUUAUAGACUUAUUCAGGUUACAGUGAAGGGGAUUCUGAUGAUGGCAUAGAUAACUGUAGAGAGGACGAUCAUGACUAUAUACAAUUUAUUGGAUGUUUUGAAUGGUAUGUUUGCAAUUCUGUAUUCACAUUUUUUAAAAAUUGUAUUCACUUGAGGCUAAAUCUAAUUAGAAUUUAACAUGAGGUAUUACUUUUUGAAUGGACAGUGACUUACGUCCAAGAGUGAGGAAUGUGGGGAUACGUUUGACUGAUGUGUUGACACUUUGUGUCCCCACAGAGAGGACAUCAGGACGGCUAAUGUGAUCGCUGCUGAAGCUGUCACCUGCCUGGUCAUUGACAGAGAGUAA